Pseudophryne corroboree (corroboree frog) is the source of this 2700-nucleotide messenger RNA. It is a transcript of the gene TRMT2A, whose product is annotated as tRNA methyltransferase 2 homolog A. Gene Ontology annotation, biological process: RNA processing. The record is from RefSeq and is a predicted model, not a curated record. NCBI's taxonomy places the organism in Eukaryota, Metazoa, Chordata, Amphibia, Anura, Myobatrachidae. The coding region runs from base 159 to 2147 and encodes 662 amino acids. Gene Ontology annotation, molecular function: RNA methyltransferase activity; RNA binding. The transcript has 12 exons.
GUAACCGCGCUGCCGGAGCUGCUGCUGCUGCUCAUAUUGCUUCAUUGUCUGUAUGCUACAUCUCCAGCCCCGCUGCUGAGUGCGACACACUGUCUCCCCAUAGUGGCAGUAUAGUUACUAGGUCAAGUGCUACAGAGUACCCGCCAACAUAUAGCAAGAUGGAAGCUUUUGGCAGUGACCAUCAGGAACAAAAUAAAAGCACUGAAAAUAAGAACAUGAAAGAGGAGAAAAUGGAAGGUGCUACUGAGCUAGAGGAGGAUACUACAGGAUUAGGUGAUGUUGCACAGAUAAACGAAGAUGCUUCAGAAACCGAAGAAAGCACAGUAAAUGUGGGUGAAAGUGAUGCAACAGCAAGUGAAGCUUUAGCUGAAGUGAAUGACCAUUCUACAGAGGACACUGGCAUUUAUAGAUAUAUCAAAGAUGAUCUCUUCACAUCAGAGAUUUUCAAAGUAGAGAUUCAGAAUUUGCCAAAGUACAUAGGCUUUAAUGAUAUUAAGAAAUUCCUUGCCAAAUAUGGAUUAAAUCCUCAUAAAAUAAAGCUCAUGCAGAAACAAACAUUUGCAUUUGUGACUUUCAAGAGUGUGGAGGAAAGGGACAGAGCUAUGAAAGUUAUACAUGGGGUUAUGUGGAAGAAUCGCUUAUUGAAUGUCCGUCUUGCAAAACCCAAAGCUGAUCCCAUAAUGAAGAAGAGAAAGCAAAUAGAAGAUGAAAAGGAGCAGCCAAAAUGUAAGCGACCAGCUGUGCAGGAGAAUGCCGUGGAGGAACCUCUCAGCAAGCAGAUUGCAGAUGUGGUGACUCCAUUGUGGCAGGUUCCAUAUGAAGAGCAGCUGAAAAUGAAGGAACAAGAAUGUGAACAUGUCUUACAGAGACUGACAAAGGAGAUAGGAAACACCAACAAGGCCCUAUUACCAUGGUUAUUUGUCCAGAAGCAGAAAUAUAAUAAAGUUUGCUGUCUCUUGGAAAGUGUGAAGCCAUCCCCAGCACAGACAGAGUACCGAAACAAAUGUGAAUUUCUAAUUGGUGUUGGGGCCAAUGAAGAAGACAAGACAGUGGGAUUCCGUCUUGGAAAGUAUAAGGGAGGAACUUGUGCUGUUGUGGAGCCUUUUGAUACUAUUCACAUUCCCUGUGCUACCAAGAAAGUUGUGAAGGCGUUUCAAAAAUAUAUCAGGACUACGACAUAUGCGGUUUACAGCCCGGAGUCUUAUGAAGGCCACUGGAAACAGCUCACUGUACGCAGCAGCCGAAAGGGUCAUGUCAUGGCCAUUGUUUAUUUUCACCCACAGAAACUGAGCAAGGACUCCCUGGCAGAGUUGAAAUCUUCUAUUGCAACAUUUUUCACAAAUGGACCUGGAAAAGACAGUGGUGUCACAUCCCUUUAUUUUGUUGAGGAAGGUCAAAGAAAAUCUCCAAACCUGGAGGACUUAGUUGUGGAGCACGUGACCGGGGACCAUUACAUCUAUGAGGAGCUGCUGGGCCUCACCUUCCGUAUCUCACCUCAUGCUUUCUUUCAGGUUAACACACUUGCAGCAGAGGUUUUGUAUUCAACAAUUGCGGAUUGGGCACAGUUGGAUGAGAAAAGCACUGUACUGGAUGUUUGCUGUGGGACAGGAACCAUUGGCAUCUCCUUGGCCAAGAAAGUGAAGAAGGUUGUGGGGAUUGAGCUAUGCCAGGAAGCCAUUGCAGAUGCCAAGGCUAAUGCCCAAAUCAACAAUCUAAACAACAUUGAAUUUCGUUGUGGCAAAGCUGAAGACAUCUUCCCUACACUCAUAAACUCAUUCACAUCUCAGAACCCUGUUGCCAUAGUUGACCCACCUAGAGCCGGACUGCAUUCCAAAGUAAUUAUUGCAAUCAGAAGAGCUGAACAUCUUAAACGACUGAUCUAUGUUUCCUGCAAUCCAAAAGCUGCAUUGAACAACUUUGUAGAUCUGUGUCGAGCUCCUUCAAACCGUGUGAAAGGACGCCCUUUUCGGCCCGUCAGAGCUGUUACUGUGGACCUCUUUCCUCAGACACCACAUUGUGAACUUCUCAUUUUGUUUGAAAGAGUGGAGUAUACAGAGAGUACUAAUAUUACCGCCCCCAAACCCUCACCUGAGCAUACAGAGUCUCAGCCAGACAGCAAUUCUGUCCCAGAGCAUUCAACUACCUAGAUAAGGACAGUCUGUCAAUAAACCACCAUUCUACAUAUGUGGAACAUGUUUUAGAAGGAAGGUUCUAUUUACUUUGUACCAUUAUGUAGAUAGCUAUUAAUUUAUGUUAAUUUCAGCCCCUAUGCACACGUUAAUUUGGAGGUUACAUGUAAACAAAAAGUGAACAUUUUGUGUUUGCAUAUCCAAGCUCCAAUAUAUAUACCUAAAAGCGUAUCCGCCAUUCCAACAGAAAAUCCUUUAGGGAUUUUCAUACUUAAUAUUGUGAAUUUUUUUUUUUUUUUUUUUUGUAAUGUUAAAACAUCUAUUGUAAAGAAAUUUUAAUACCAUAAGAACAUUUUCUUUCUAAACGUCUAGAAUGUCUAAUUUAACUGCCUGAAUAGAAUCUGAGGCAUUAUACAGAAACUGGCAAUAAAAAAUAUCAAGCUUUCUGUGCGUCUUUCCAAUAAUUUUUCUUCAAUAAAAAGUUUUGAUUAAAGAAAAAAAAUGGCAUGCAUUUACACGAAAUGGCUAGCUUAAAAUAAGAAUUUACUUACCGAUAAUUCUAUUUCUCGGA